This is a messenger RNA of Brachypodium distachyon (stiff brome), 1655 nucleotides long. RefSeq names its product zinc finger protein ZAT5. Gene Ontology annotation, biological process: regulation of DNA-templated transcription. The transcript has a single exon. Lineage: Eukaryota; Viridiplantae; Streptophyta; Magnoliopsida; Poales; Poaceae. The coding region runs from base 344 to 1423 and encodes 359 amino acids. The record is from RefSeq and is a predicted model, not a curated record.
CAUUCCGAUUUCUCCUCCCCAACCCAUGGAUCGUUCCCAUAACCUCCUCCUCUCCUCUCCUCCCAUCAUCUUAUUACUGCUGUACUACUUUAGCUCCCCGGCCGGCCUAGCUCCAAGCUCAUUGGGCCAUGGAUCUCAUCUCCCAGCUCUAAGCUUGACCGCUUCUUGAUCCGCCCGGCCACUUGAGAGUAGUCGUCCUAGUUGUUCGUCGUCCGUCCUUGGAUCGAUCGGGAUCGAGGACGAUCGCUGCAGCUUUCGCGAUUAAAUUGAGCUUCAGGUUAAUUGGAUCGAUCGGUUCUUGCAUUGCAUUGCAUAUAUUGGUGGAUCGAUCGACCGAUCCGCCAUGGACGAUAUGGUGGUGCUGAGUAGCAGCUCUACACGGCACAGCUGCAAGGUGUGCGGGAAGGGCUUCCCCUGCGGCCGGUCGCUGGGCGGCCACAUGCGCUCCCACGCGCUGGCGGAGGUGGCAGCGGCAGCGGCGGUGGGAGAGGACGACGAAACCGAUUCCGAUGAGGAGGACGAGGAGCAGCGGCGUUGGACGAUGCCCAUCAGCGGGGCGCGGGCCUCCAACACCAACGCCAGUGGAGCGGGGUAUGGCCUCAGGGAGAACCCCAAGAAGACGCGCCGGCUGUCGAGGUCCGCCGGUGCCGACGGCGCAAUGGAGGAGGAGGAUCAGGACGACAUGCUGAUCCCGCUCCCGACCGAGGCGGCGGUCAUGGCGGCACCCAGGCGGAGGCGGCGCUCGAUGCGCGUACCGGCGCCAGCUCCGGCCUUCGACAAGGAGCCCGAGGACGUCGCACUGUGCCUCAUCAUGUUGUCGCGCGACACCGCCGGCCUGUGCAACCUGCCAUCGUCAGAAUCAUCAGAGAAAGGGGACGGCAGGAAGAAGCUCCUCGCGUACGACGGCUCGGACGACGACGUUCUCUACACCGAGAUGACGAACAACAACAACAACAACAAGGCGGCUAUUAGCAGCAGCGAGAAUAAUCCCAAGCGUGGACGGUAUGAGUGCCCCGGCUGCGGCAGGGCGUUCCAGUCCUACCAAGCGCUCGGCGGCCACCGCGCCAGCCACAAGCGCAUCAACAGCAACUGCUGCACGACCAAGGUCUUCCUCGAUCAGCCGGAGCCCAGCGUGGACACCAACGUCUCCUCCUUCAGCACGCCCUCCUCCCCACCGCCAUCGCCCCAAGCAAUGGCGCCUGUCGUCGUCAAGCCAAAGAAUAACGUCAAGUUCGAAUGCCCCAUCUGCUCCAAGGUCUUCGGCUCCGGGCAGGCGCUCGGCGGCCACAAGCGCUCUCACUCCAUCGCCGGUGAGCUCUACGACCGCACCCACGCCGACGCCAUCAUUCUUGACGCCGACCAAUCCUUGCUCGCUGCCGGCUUUCUUGAUCUCAACCUGCCAGCUCCAGGAGUUCAGGAUUGAUUCAAGCACCCACGGCACGAGGUAUGUACAGACAGACUCAGAUUCAGAUUUCAUUCAUUUCUUUGGAGAUUCAGGUCUAAUUAAUGAUUGCUCUUGGGGCAAAUAAACAACACGUACUUGGUGCUCGAUCUUCUCCUGUUCACCGAAUUCUUCAACCAAUUUCUUUGGUUCCUUUCUCAUUAGAUUGUUUUGCAGAGUGUAAAUAAGCAUAGAAUUUUCUGAAUUCCAGAAA